AUGCCGUCUUUUCGCAGAGAUUCAAGAAGGGAUUCCUCUCACUCUAACUCUGAAAUCAAUUCUGUCGGGGAUUCCACUGCACUUCCAGCAUCGGCUGGUGGUUUAAUCACGGGUUCUGCUACAGUCUCUGCAACGGACCCGGGAUCGAUCUCUGCAACAGAUUCUGCAACGGCCUCUGCAGCGGCAUCGCCUCUAGUUUCCAGAAAUCCAUCACUAUCACUACCAUCCUCACCAGAGGCUUCUGAUUCUGCUAAUUCAUCUGCAAAGUCACCAUCCACAUUACGUCCUCAAUCUCCCAUCCCCAAAGAAGAUAGUGAUACCACCCUCUAUGAUACUGCUGCUUCCACCCCAGUACAGGAAUCAUCUCAUGGUUCUGCUUUGAAGAGUAGACACAGGAGCAGCUCUCUGUCUCAAAGACUUAAGCAUCUCUUCUCUUCUCAUCGAGAAGCUGAAAGAGGGUCGACCAGUUUAACUACUGCGCCUGCCGUGUCUAUUGUUACCGGGCCUACCACUUCUGUAUAUCCUUCUGCCGGUCCUUUGAGCGCCUCGCCAAUUCCUGUUUCCCACUCCAAUGUCUCUUUGGGCUCAAAAUCAAUGCCAAGUUCUCCUGUCCUUGACUUAAAGCCUGACAUUUUUAGGUCACUUCACAAGCAUCCGGUUUCCGAACUACAAACACAAACAUGUCAGGAUUCUUCGGGGGAUAAUGACGAUUUUCUCACUCCCACUAUACAUCGGCCUCGUACUAAAUCCAGACGAUCUCCCAGAUUGCAGCCCAAUUCGCCUACUCUUUCCCCCUUAGUCAUUCCAAGAAGCACAUCUUCUUCUCCUGGCGAGCGAGGUGCCAAUUCCAGCGAUUCUGAUCUUCCUAGUGCCUUGUCUAAACUGAGAAUUAUGCCUUCUGUUCCUGAAAACGAUUUGGACGAUUUGCUUGAAGAAGACGAAGACAACGUCGAAGACGAUGACCUUGCUAUCAAUCCGCAAAAUGGUAGUUGUACUAAUAGUAGCAGGGAGGAUGAUACUGGCUACUACACUUCUGAAUCUACAGAUCCCCGUCACCAUCAUCACCAUCAUCACCAUCACCAUCACGACCCACAAUCACAGAAUCAACAGCAACUUCAGCAGCUCGGACACAGAUCUCGUCGCCAUACUACCUCGUCCCGUUCCUUGCCAUCUUCCCCUCUGAUUCGUCCUCACGAGGGAGUUACCUCUACCGCCCUGGAAACCAAUAAAUCGUCGACGGCCCGGACCAAUUCGCAGGAUUCUUCAAAGCGUGAGCGCUCCGCUUCAAAAGUGCCACAUCCGUCGACGUCUCCCCCCAUUUCUAGAUCGAACUCGGGUUCAAGAUCUAGCUCCAAUCAUGGCUCCCGACAUAGAGCCACAUCUGUGACUGCAUCUGAUUUGAACGAUCAUGACGCCAUAGACAAUGUGUUGAAGCACUCACAGUCCAUCAAUUAUUCAUCCGCUCAUCUAUUGAAUCAGAAGAUGUUCAAAUUGAAGAGUGGACGUAUCAAGAUUUCAGCAGAUGGUAAAACCCACGAGCACGAUUAUAAUCGAUUUCGUACUCAGCCUGUCAGACCUAAUAGAGGCCUCUUUGGGUGGAUGAAACGGAAAGAUGCCGAAGAGGAUUCUUUUACAACGUUGGAGCAUUCGAUUAGUCUGUUGCCCGACUCCUACAGUAAGCAACUAAUAGAACUUAAGGGAAACCCAGAGAACUACCGUUGGAAUUACGACGAUUCCGACGAGAAUGACGAGGAGGACAACGAUAAGGAUGAAAACAUAGGUGACGAAGACGACGAUAAUAACGAAGGUGAUGACGAUGACGAUGACGAAGACUACGAUUUUGAUGACGAGGCUGAAGAUGAACUCAUUGAACCAAUAAUCGGUAAGGAACAACUACGACUUAUCAAUGUGAUGCUGGAUAAGAUAGAGCAUCCAGAAUUGUUUCGGGAGAGACUACGUACCAAAGGCUCCAACAAGAAAUCCCUAAUAGAAAAGUAUGGCCGCAUUGAAGGCUUUAUAGGUAAAGAAUCCUAUGGUACUGUAUCAAUUUCCUCGAAGACAUAUCCGGGUGACAGAAAGCACAAGACGUACUUUGCAAUCAAACAGUUGAAACGAAGAUCAGGCGAAACGAUGCAUCACUUUGGCAACAGGGUGACGAGCGAGUUUAUGAUCUCUUCUUGCUUGACUCAUCAGGCUAUCAUUAACGUUUAUGACUUGAUGUUGGAUCCCGUGUCCAUGACAUAUUCGCAGAUCAUGGAGUACAUCCCCUGUGGUGAUCUAUUUUCGCUUAUAUCGUCAACAAAUGGAUUGGAAGUGAUUGAAUGCGACUGCUUCUUCAAGCAGAUUUUGAAUGCUAUCACCUACUUGCACUCUGUGGGUAUAUCGCAUAACGACUUAAAGGUAGAGAAUCUUCUUUUGACAAAGAAGGGACAGUUAAAGAUCAUCGACUUUGGUACUUCUGCCGUUUUUAAAACAGCAUGGGAAAGCAAGGUUCAGUUCUCUAAGGGCCCCUGUGGUUCCGAAAGAUACGUUUCUCCCGAACAAUAUGAUCUCGAUAAAGAAUAUGAUCCUAGGUUGGCAGACGUUUGGUCUUUAGGUAUUAUUUAUCUUGUGAUGUUGUAUGGAAACUACUGCUGGGACGUUGCCAAGGACUGUGACGAACGAUAUGAGCAGUUUUUGGAGACUAGAGCCAAGUACGAUUAUCAUAAGGGAUCUACAACAAGAAACAAGCAGUUCAAGACUAUCCGAAAAGGAGUAUUCAACCCUAUUGAAUCAAUAAAUUGGGGAGAGUUUCCUAAUUCCAGAAGGUAUACCUUGUACAAUAUCCUUAACCCUGAUCCAAAGUACCGUAUGAGAACUUAUCAGAUUUGGCAGAGUGACUGGAUCACCAACUUCCAGGUCUGCGAUGCUGGACGUGGCUAUCUUUCGUACGAUGAUUACAUUGAACUGGCCAUCCAGACAGCUCAUGCCGCUGGUAAUGCACUCCCAUCGACUGCAAACACCAGCAGAGCCAACAGCGGAUAUAACAGCGGGGUGGACACUCCAAUUACACCUUCUACACCUUUAAUCUCUGCAACGACAAUGGCUACGUCACCUGUGAAUCUUCUACCCACAGCGCCGACCCCAAUGGCCCCAAUGGCCCCAAUGGCCCCAAUGGCCCCAACGGCCCCAACGGCCCCAACGGCUCCGACAGCACCUACAGCACCAGUACCACAACGGUCAUUGUCAUUACGCAGAACCAAAUGA
Molecule: messenger RNA, 3246 nt
Organism: Brettanomyces nanus
Lineage: Eukaryota; Fungi; Ascomycota; Pichiomycetes; Pichiales; Pichiaceae
Exons: 1
Coding region: 1-3246 (1081 amino acids)
Biological process (GO): intracellular monoatomic cation homeostasis; protein phosphorylation; intracellular signal transduction
Molecular function (GO): protein serine/threonine kinase activity; ATP binding
Source: RefSeq, a predicted model, not a curated record